Messenger RNA from Mugil cephalus (flathead mullet), 1812 nucleotides. RefSeq names its product hemopexin a (gene hpxa). The record is from RefSeq and is a predicted model, not a curated record. Gene Ontology annotation, biological process: heme transport; intracellular iron ion homeostasis. The transcript is spliced from 10 exons. Lineage: Eukaryota; Metazoa; Chordata; Actinopteri; Mugiliformes; Mugilidae. Gene Ontology annotation, molecular function: heme transmembrane transporter activity. The coding region runs from base 27 to 1499 and encodes 490 amino acids.
CCCACGUGUCCUGUGCUACGAUAUAAAUGUAUGCAGCCGCAGCAGCUGGGUACCUUUUGCCCAGCUCUCCAGUCUCCUGGACCAGAGGACGCCUCACCAUGAAGCUGCUCGCACUUUGCCUUUGUUUGGCCCUGGCAUGGGCUCAGAAACCUGAUCAUGCCGGUCGUCCGGAUCAUGCUGGUCGUCCAGAUAAAGCCGGUCGACCGGAUCACGCAGGUCGUCCGGAUCAUGCAGGUCGACCGAGUCAUGCAGGUCGUCAGGUUCGUGCCAGUCACGACGAUCAUCCGGGUGAAGCUCCAGACCGUUGCGAGGGCCUUGAGAUGGAUGCCGUUGCAGUCAGUGAAGAUGGAAUCCCGUACUUUUUCAAGGGUCACUACCUAUUCAAGGGCUUCCAUGGUAAGGCCGAGCUGGCCAAUCUGUCCUUCGCUGAGCUGGAUGACCAUCACCACCUAGGCCAUGUAGAUGCCGCUUUCAAAAUGCACUACGAGGACAGCCCGACUGAACACGACCGCAUAUACUUGUUCUUGGACCACAAAGUCUUCAGCUAUUACAAACACAAACUGGAAGAUGGCUACCCCAAGGAUAUCUCCGAAGUCUUCCCUGGCAUCCCUGACCACCUGGACGCUGCCGUGGUGUGUCCCAAUCCUGACUGUGACGAAGACUCUGUCAUCUUCUUCAAGGGAGACGAAAUCUACCACUACAACAUUAAAACCAAGGUUGUAGAUGAGAAGGAGUUCAAGUCCAUGCCAAACUGCACCUCUGCUUUCCGCUUCAUGGAACACUAUUACUGCUUCCACGGACACCUGUUCUCCAAGUUUGACCCAAAGACCGGCGACGUGCACGGCAGGUACCCCAAAGAGGCACGGGACUACUUCAUGAGAUGCGCCAAGUUCAGUGAUGACAGCAACCACGUGGAGAGAGAACGUUGCAGCCGUGUUCACCUGGACGCCAUCUUGAGCGAUGGCGCUGGAAACAUUUACGCCUUCAGAGGCCACCACUUCCUGCGUAAAGAUGAGGAAAAUGACACACUGACGGCUGACACCAUUGAGUCCGCCUUCAAGGAGCUGCACAGCGAGGUGGACGCUGCUUUCUCCCAUGAGGGUCAUUUUUACAUGAUCAAGGACGACCACGUAUAUGUUUAUAAACUUGGCGAGCCCCACACACACCUGGAGGGCUACCCCAAGCUUGUGAAAGAGGAGCUCGGCCUCGAGGGUCCCAUCGACGCUGCAUUUACCUGCGGGGACAAACAAGUUGUUCACAUCAUUAAAGGUCAGACCAUCGUUGACGUGGAUCUGAAGGCCAGCCCUCGAGUCCCGGCCAACGAGCGUCAAUUCAUCAGCUUCCCCAGGAUCGAUGCCGCCAUGUGUGGCCAUGGAGGACUUAAACUCUUUGUCGGAAAUCACUUCUACCACUUUGAUAGCGUCAUGACAUUUGUUGCUGCCCGAGGUCUGCCUGCGCAGAGCAAAAUUUCUCUGGAUCUGUUUGGCUGUGAUCACUAAAAGGCUGUUAAAUCUUAACGGGACUGAACGGAUUGCUUAGGAUCUCGCGUACGACACAGUGAAACAUGGAAAAACAACAGCACCAACAACAUCAGGCAGGAGGCGCCACGCGACAAGUGGCGACAGAGGAUGCACUGUUUCAUGACACUUGUUUCCCUUCUGUGUCUUUACCUCAAAAUAGCCUCCUGUGUGUUUUAUUUUUGGAAGGGUUGCUAUCUUUCAUGACUAAAGCUCUGUGGUCCUCUGUGCUUCCAGCACGUUACAAGGCUUUGCAUGUUUUUCUUUGAAUAAAGAGGAGUGGAAAGAAACAACA